AUGGCUGUUCUAAGCAAAGGCCUACCACCUGGGCCCCCAACUAUACCAAUCCUAGGGAAUCUUCACCAGCUUCCCAAAACGGGCGCAUUUUUAAAGUUCACCGAAUGGGCUCGAAAGUAUGGAGGAGUCUACUCAUUCAAGAUCGGAAACAGUACGACAAUUGUCCUCACCGAUCGGAAAUUGGUCCGUGAAGUGGUAGACAAGCGCGGCGCAAAAUAUAGCUAUCGCCCGCCAUCUUAUGUGUCGCACGACCUAAUCACAAAGGGUGACCAUAUCCUGGUCAUGCAAUAUGGUACACUGUGGCGACUUUUCAGAAAGAUUGCCCACCAGUAUUUCACAGAAUCAAUCGUUGAGAAAGAGUAUGUUCCUAUCCAGGAAGCAGAAGCCGUGCAGAUGAUACGCGACCUUUGUCUGCAACCGGAUCAACAUAUGAUGCAUCCAAGGAGGUUCAGCAAUAGCGUGAUCAUGAGUCUUAUUUUCGGUAUUCGUACUGCGAAGAUAGAUACACCCCACAUGCUUCGUUUAUACCAUCUUUUGGAAAACUGGGUCCAAGUCAUGGAGCCCGGCGCGACGCCACCAGUCGACAUCUUUCCCAUUUUCCGCUGGCUACCAGAACGCUUGUAUGGUAACUGGGAAACAACCGCAAAGGGAGUAGGGUCGGAUAUGGACUCUCUAUAUGGAUCUCUCCUGCAAAAGGCUAAAAAUCGCCGAAAAUCACUUGGUUCCCAUAAGCCCAGCUUGAUGGAUAGCGUACUGGAUCAAAACGAGAAACUGGGUUUGAACGAGCAUCAGAUGGCCUUUCUUGGUGGUGUUCUGGUUGAAGGAGGCUCUGAUACCACCGCGUCAGUUAUUCUUUCCUUUAUCCACGCAUUGACCAAAUGGCCCGAAGUUUUGAAAAAAGCGCAAGCCGAGGUGGAUACCGUCAUUGGGGAAGAUCGAUCACCAGUCUGGAAAGACUAUAAUCGUCUACCGUAUAUUGCGACGAUUGUCAAAGAAGCAAUGCGUUGGCGACCUGCUGUUCCUCUUGCUUUCCCACAUGCUGUCAAUGAAGAUGACUGGAUUGACGGAUACUUUAUUCCGAAAGGUUCAACUGUUGUAAUCAACGUGUGGGGUCUACACCACGACCCGGAACACUUUGCGAACCCAGAUGUCUUCGACCCGGAUCACUUCAAAGGGCAAACAGCAUUAGCACCAGAGCUUGCAGCCUCCAUUGACUCCUCUAAGCGGGAUCACUAUGGCUACGGAUCUGGUCGACGUAUUUGUGGAGGAAUGCAUGUUGCUGAGAGGAAUCUCUGGCUUGCGAUUGCGAAAAUAGUAUGGGCAUUUGAUAUCAGCGCCGGAGUGGAUGAGAAGACUGGGUUACCAAUCAUACCAGAUGUGAAUCCACAGACCGGAUACAAAGAAGGCUUGGUCUUGACUGCGAGGCCGUUUUCAUGCGACAUCUCGGUGAGAUCUGAGGCAAGGAGGGCAACUAUCCUGCAAGAAUUUGAGAAAGCUGAAAGGGAUAUUUUCUCACAGUUCGAAAGCUGA
Molecule: messenger RNA, 1530 nt
Organism: Penicillium macrosclerotiorum
Lineage: Eukaryota; Fungi; Ascomycota; Eurotiomycetes; Eurotiales; Aspergillaceae
Product: cytochrome P450
Exons: 7
Coding region: 1-1530 (509 amino acids)
Molecular function (GO): oxidoreductase activity, acting on paired donors, with incorporation or reduction of molecular oxygen; heme binding; iron ion binding
Source: RefSeq, a predicted model, not a curated record